ACACAGAGGUCACCUCGUACUCUGUUAUAGCCAUGAACUGAUAGCUGAGACCUAGAAAUCAUCUCCUUCUGCCGGUUCCACGUCACCGCCGUCCAUCCGGGCAAAACAUUCGAAGGGUUCCCCUUUCGAUUGAUCCUUUGUCAGGCAUAAUCUCCGGUUCGACCGUUCCUUUCCCAACUUGACGACCCUCUCAUGCUACCUCGCCCAUCAGAAAGCUCUGUACGACCUAGAAAUCUUCAAGACCCCCUUGCAUACCUCGAACAAGGACUACCUCUUGACGACGGCCACAACACGCAUUACCGUCCACGACCGCAAAGCCAGCUAUAUCACGACAGCAAGGGUGCACACGACAGAGAGAUGUAUGAAAAGACGCAUAUACGACAGAGGUCAGGGUACUUGUCGCCCACUCUGGGAACGUUUCCCCUUCCUGGAGGUGGCCCAGCGGGGAACGAGGACGCCGGGACGAGACAACGCAAAACCGCUGCCAGAGCGGAUCAGCCGAUCAAUGACACAGCCAAUAGCGAAGGGACGGCUGGGUUGGGCGGCUUGGGACUAGGGUUAGGUCUGGAAACUCGAAGAGAAAAGGAUGGGCAGGUCGUGUUCGAGAAACCAAGGCAAGAAUCAGAUCAGGCAGAAUCAGCAGGAUUGACGGGAAAGGAUAAAAAGGCUUUCAUCUUGCUUGUUAUGCUUUGUAAACUGCAGGGCAUCCCAAUAGGUUUGACCUUUGGUACAAUCCCCUUUCUUCUCAAACCCCACGUCUCCUACUCCCAACUCGCCCUCUUCAGCCUGAGUUCGUGGCCGUACAGUCUCAAGCUGCUUUACAGCCCGAUUGUAGACGCUUGGUUCUGGAAUCGGCUGGGCAGACGGAAGAGCUGGAUCGUACCCGUGCAGAUCGUCUUGGCCGUGACCAUGUGGAUCGUCGGAGGUCGGGUACAGGGUUGGAUAGAUGCGGAAGAGAUCGACGUCCACUUCUUGACAUUCAUCUUUGUCAUGUUCAUCUUUUUCGCUGCGACCCAAGACAUUGCCGUGGACGGCUGGGCGCUCACGUUACUAUCCGGUCCCAACCUCUCCUACGCCUCGACUGCCCAGACGAUCGGUCUCACCAUCGGAUCCACCUUGAGCAACACCGUGUUUCUCGCGCUCAACAGUGUAGAGUUUUCGAAUACUUGGUUGCGAAGAGUACCUAGUAUCGAGCCUGCGAUCACGCUCGAGGGGUAUUUGAAGUUUUGGGCAGGGGUUUACCUGGUAUUCACCCUCUGGUUGGCCUUUGGCAAGAAGGAAGAGCCAACGAGCGAUGAUGAUCCCGAUCUCGACGUUCGCAAGGUGUACACCGUCAUGGGCAGUAUUUUGAAGCUGAAGAAUAUUCAAUCCUUCCUGGCCGUUCAUUUGGUCGCCAAAUUCGGUUUUCAGGCCCUCGAGUCCUCUGCCUACAAAUUCAUGGAAAAGGGUCUACGCAACGAGGACUUUGCCGCGAUUCACCUGCUCAAUACGCCCUUUGAGCUGUUGGGCGCUUCAGUCGCUGCCAAAUGGUCGAGGGGAGACCAACCGUUGAGCGCGUGGCAACAGGCCUUCUGGCCGAGGUAUGCCAUCGCGGCGAUGGUCAUGGUCUUGUUUUACGUGUUUCCCGAGGGACAUGUGGGGCCAGGGUAUAUGGGAGCGUUUAUCGCGAUCACCCUGAUGGGCAGUUUCGCUAGCACCGUGCAAUUUGUCGGUGUCACGGCGUUCCACACCCAAAUCGCCGACCCCCUGAUCGGAGGGACCUACAUGACGCUCCUGAACACUGUAACGAACCUCGGUGGAACUUGGCCAAAGCCCGUCGUCCUUAAAGGCAUCGACUACUUUAGCCGAUCGUCCUGUCGAAUCAAGGAAGAAUCAGGCGUGAUAUCGCUACGAGCGGCCGAGUGCAUCUCGGACCACGGUCGGGCAAUCUGCGCUCAGGAAGGCGGCGUAUGCGUGACCGAGCGGGAUGGGUACUAUGCCAUGUCCAUGAUAUGUAUCGCGGUGGGUGUGAUCUUGCUGGUCACUUUCGUAUUGCCAACGACACGCCGACUUCAGAAUCUGCCAAUGUCUGCAUGGAGGGUCAAGAUCCCGACCUAGAUCGGGUUUGUCGACGAGGCGAGAUUUGUAAACUUGUAACAACCAGGUUUGCGUGCGAUCAUGAGGCAUCCAGGGGUUCGUGCCCAGCUGUUGAAGCGAUGUCGUUGUUGCCCAUGUCCAAGUCUGUCGAGGAUGGGAGGUAGUUUACGAAUCCAG
Messenger RNA from Filobasidium floriforme, 2253 nucleotides. Its product is annotated as acetyl-coenzyme A transporter 1-domain-containing protein. The transcript has 9 exons. The coding region runs from base 193 to 2097 and encodes 634 amino acids. Gene Ontology annotation, cellular component: membrane. Lineage: Eukaryota; Fungi; Basidiomycota; Tremellomycetes; Filobasidiales; Filobasidiaceae. The record is from RefSeq and is a predicted model, not a curated record. Gene Ontology annotation, molecular function: acetyl-CoA transmembrane transporter activity.